GACUUUGUGCCCGGGAAGGGCCAAGGGUUGAUAUUCAACCUCCACGGUCCACCGGGAGUGGGAAAGACCUUAACCGCAGAGGCAACCAGUGAAGUUACCGGAAGCCCGCUGUAUAUCAUGGGGGUCGGCGACCUAGGUGCAGAGCUGGAAGCCCUUGAGAAAAACCUCAGAAAGGUCUUUGCACUUGCCUAUCGGUGGAAAGCGGUGGUCCUCAUUGAUGAAGCGGACGUCUUCCUCGAGAAGCGUGGCUUGCAUGGGAUAGAGCGCAAUGCGAUGGUAGCUGUUCUAUUACGACAAAUUGAGUACUACCCUGGCAUUCUCUUCUUGACAACCAACCGCAUCAAAGUGUUUGAUGAAGCAAUGAUGUCACGUAUUCACCUUUCAUUUUACUACCCACAGCUUGACGUGGAUGCACGGGCAAGAUUAUGGAAGGCAUUCCUGAGCAGAACGAACCUGCGCAUCUUGGAGGAGCAAUCCCUUGUGUGGUUGAGUAAACUUCCUCUCAAUGGCCGUGAGAUCAAGAACAUCGUCAAGCUGUCCUCUGCUGUUGCG
Messenger RNA from Gloeophyllum trabeum ATCC 11539, 552 nucleotides. RefSeq names its product P-loop containing nucleoside triphosphate hydrolase protein. The record is from RefSeq and is a predicted model, not a curated record. The annotation marks the transcript as partial. The transcript is spliced from 4 exons. Gene Ontology annotation, molecular function: ATP binding; ATP hydrolysis activity. NCBI's taxonomy places the organism in Eukaryota, Fungi, Basidiomycota, Agaricomycetes, Gloeophyllales, Gloeophyllaceae.